GGGCGACACCUGCUGGACAAACACAGACACGACAGAAAGAGGAAAGGAGCAGGUGAUCAGACAAACAGCUUCUUAUAUUAUGUUUCAUAAAAACAUGGAAACAAAACAAUGGGAUGUAACGACCACUGACUGGCUGAGACCCAGUCUAACACACCUUUAUUUACACUGGGGGGAGACACAUGAACAAAUCAAAUCACACACAAAAGAAGACCUCUCCAGUUAACCCAUUUAUACCCAGUGUCCAAGAUGAAGAAUAGAAAUACUAACGGAUAUCCAGUGUUCAGCUACACAUUAGUCCUCAGGUCUGUCAGUAUACAGUCCACUUCCCUGAACUUGUUGGGCUUCUUCUAUGUGUGAGCGUCUCUUCUUCUUCACUGUGAGCCUCAUCUUCCUCCUCUGACUGUUUCUGCUGCAGAGGUCAAACCCUUCACAUCUGUCUCUGACCUGCAGUGUAAACAGCAGUAACAGUAACUUCCCUCCUCCAGAGCAAAGUAGUGAUUCCUCUUCAUUUAGCCACCUUCUCCCUUAAAGUGGCCGUGUCACUCGACUCCCAAGAGAACACAGAAAACAUACAGCACAGCAAACUACCAAUACUGGUGAAGGAUGUUCAUAGAAUCCUCUACAAUAUCUUUUACUACAGACGGUAACGACGCUCCGUCCUUACAGAGGUUUUCUGUCGCUUGAUUUUUCUCAGAUUGGUUUUGUGCACUCACUCAGUGAACACGGUUUGUUAUUCAGACCUGGUUAGAGCAGAAAAGCAGAAAGAAUGGAUUGUUAGUUGUGGAACUGCAAUAAGAAAAUAUUCUUCAAAACUUUAGUUAAAUCCUGACGACAGAUAUUACACUGUGGUGAUAACCGCUCAUGUUACCAUCACUGAUGCAGUCAAGCAGAGCAACACAUUGCUGUCUCUGCUUUAUCUGACAGUGUCUUUCUCCAUCCUACCAUCAGAUGGCACCAAAGUAAAAGCAGAAAGCAAUAAGGACAGGUGACAUGCAAUUACACUUUCACAGUAUCUUACCUGAAGACACAGUGAAGGAGCUUCAGUAGAUGAGAAACACUUCACUGUGCUGAGUUGUCAACAGUGUGAUGUGGGUGUGGUUUGGUGCAUGAAGCUUUUAUACCAGGUAGUUUAGUUGCAGACAUUUAUGUUUGAGGUGAGAGAAGUCAAUUUCAAGAAGUCAGUGAACUCUAACCCUAACCUUGUUAUAGGAAGGAUCCAACGUCUCUGACCCAGUCCAGAUGGGAAAGUUUUAUAUAUAUAUACAUAUUCUGGUCAUGACAUCAGUUGUUCCACUGUAUUGAGAGAACUGCAUCACUUCUCAGCUAAAUCCAUAUUUAUAUCCAAACACAAGUGAAGCUCAUCCUGUCUGUAGUUUGAUAAAUAUAUUGGUUUGUAUUAGGGCUGUUUGUCUCCUGAAAACAUCAGCAAACAGCAAAGAGGUCGACACCUGCAGCCAAAGGGAUCAGUUAUCUAAACCCUGAUACGGACUUUGUGCUGUUGUUAUCUGUUUAUGGUGAGUAAGUCUGGAGAGCUCCUUUUUUAUUUCUCAUAUUCUGAACUUUAUGUUGUCAAAGCCUGAUAACCCUCCCUCUUCUUCCUGCUCUCAAACACAGCCAGCUCCACUCUGUUCAGGUAUUUCCUUGUUCCCUCCCCUUCAGAUCUACAGUUUGAAGAUGGGUGGAACCCAUUUCAGUUCUCACGAAGUGAAACUCAGACAGUCGUUGACACUGAGAGGUGACAUGGCGCAGAAAGGAGUUCAGUUGGACCGGGAGACCUUCUCUUGUUCCGUCUGUCUGGAUCUACUGAAGGAUCCGGUGACUAUUCCCUGUGGACACAGCUACUGCAUCAGCUGUAUUAAAAGCUUCUGGGAUGAAGAGGAUCAGAAGAGAAUCCACAGCUGCCCUCAGUGUAGGCAGACCUUCACACCGAGGCCUGUCCUGGUGAAAAACACCAUGUUAGCGGUUUUAGUGGAGGAGCUGAAGAAGACUGGACUCCAAGCUGCUCCUGCUGAUCACUGCUAUGCUGGACCUGAAGAUGUGGCCUGUGAUGUCUGCAAUGGGAGAAAACUGAAAGCUGUGAAAUCCUGUCUGGUUUGUCUGGCCUCUUACUGUGAGCAACACCUGCAGCCUCAUCAUGAUGUAGCUCCAUUAAAGAAACACAAGCUGGUGGAGCCCUCCAAGAAGCUCCAGGAGAACAUCUGCUCUCGUCAUGAUGAGGUGAUGAAGAUGUUCUGCCGCACUGAUCAGCAGUGUAUCUGUUAUCUCUGCUCUGUGGAUGAACAUAAAGGCCACGACACAGUCUCAGCUGCAGCAGAAAGGACUGAGAGGCAGAGAGAGCUCCAGCUGAGUCGACAACAAAUCCAGCAGAGAAUCCAGGACAGAGAUAAAGAUGUGAAGGUGCUUCAACAGGAGGUGAAGGCCAUCAAUGGCUCUGCUGAUAAAGCAGUGGAGGACAGUGGGAAGAUCUUCACUGAGCUGAUCCGUCUCAUGGAGAAAAGAAGCUCUGAUGUGAAGCAGCAGAUCAGAUCCCAGCAGAACACUGAAGUGAGUCGAGUCAAAGAGCUUCAGGAGAAGCUGCAGCAGGAGAUCACUGAGCUGAAGAGGAAAGACGCUGAGCUGAUGCAGCUCUCACACACAGAGGAUCACAACCAGUUUCUACACAACUACCCCUCACUGUCACGACUCAGCGAAUCUACAGACUCAUCCAGCAUCAAUAUCCGUCCUCUGAGAUACUUUGAGGACGUGACAGCAGCUGUGUCACAGCUCAGAGAGAAACUACAGGACAUUCUGAGAGACACAUGGACAAACAUCUCACUGACACUGACUGAAGUGGAUGUUUUACUGUCACAACCAGAGCCCAGGACCAGAGCUGACUUCUUAAAAUAUUCACAGGAAAUCACACUGGAUCCAAACACAGCACACACACAUCUGUUAUUAUCUGAGGGAAACAGAAAAGCAACAUUAAUGAAUCAACAACAGUCUUAUUCUAUUCACCCAGACAGAUUCACUUCAUAUCGGCAGGUCCUGAGUAGAGAGAGACUGACUGGACGUUGUUACUGGGAGGUGGAGAGGAGAGGAGAAAGAGUUUCUGUAGCAGUCGCAUACAAGAAUAUCAGCAGAGCAGGGAGCUCACAGGAAUGUGAAUUUGGAUACAAUUGCCAAUCAUUUGCGUUAGAUUGUUUUUCAUUAUGGUCCAACAACAUCAGCACUCCAGUCUCAGGUCCUCGGUCCUCCAGAGUAGGAGUGUACCUGGAUCACAGAGCAGGUGUUCUGUCCUUCUACAGCGUCUCUGAAACCAUGACUCUCCUCCACAGAGUCCAGACCACAUUCACUCAGCCUCUCUAUGCUGGACUUCGGUUUUACUAUUAUGAAGACACAGCAGAGUUGUGUAAACUGAAAUAGACAGAAGUGAGUUCAAAUGUGUGUUUGAGUUCCUAAAUGUAUUUUGUGUCUUUGUGUUUGUUGCUGAGUCAUCGUCAGCACUUUGACCUCUUCUGGUUUCUUGUUGUGUUGAUGUUGGAGUUUCUUUAGGUGGAGCUGGAGCCAUGGAGGAUUUCACUGCUCAGGAACAUUUGUGUUGAUGUGUUUGUCUGUUGUUGUUUGGGCCUUAACAGAGAAAUCACCAGACCUUCCUUUAUCACAGAUGUGUUGUUCUCACUGUGUAAAGACAGAAAUCUAUAAUUACAUUUACAUUUCUGUGUUUGUCAGAUCAAAUGUUGUUGUUGUUUAAAUCCACUUACAAAUAAGAUGUGAGGUUUUAUCAAACUGUAACUAUCAUGAUAAUAAUCAGUGAGGAGAUGAUUCAUUAUUUUCUUUUCCCUCUCUGAGAUUCAGGUGAAACAAACUGAAUGUGUGGAUGAAGUGAAUCUGUUCAUGAAAUCACUGAACGAGAGUCAUUGAACAGACUUUACUGACUCAGUGUGUGAACAAACUGAAGCUUCACGUCAUGAAUAAAGUUGAUUUUCCUCAAGAAUCAAUCAAACGUUUUCCUCUGUCUUCUUU
Molecule: messenger RNA, 4002 nt
Organism: Seriola aureovittata
Lineage: Eukaryota; Metazoa; Chordata; Actinopteri; Carangiformes; Carangidae
Product: tripartite motif-containing protein 16-like
Exons: 1
Coding region: 1564-3402 (612 amino acids)
Molecular function (GO): zinc ion binding; protein binding
Source: RefSeq, a predicted model, not a curated record